UUACGCCCCUUUUAUUUUGUUGCAGUUGGUUCAGUCCGUUUGCCGACUAGCGUGUUCUGUUAACCCGUCAGGGUCAGUGGAUAAAUCACAGCACAGCAGAGCUGUCUUAUCCAUAACAUUCAACUUAUAUAUUGUUUAUUAAAACCAAAAAGCGUCACUUAGACUAUAAUAAUGUCUGGACCAAAGAAAGGAGACCUAACCGACACGGAGAAGGAGCUACUUCUAGUUAUUGCUGCAGGUAAUGUGCAAGAAGCCUCUAGACUGCUUGGAUCCAAAGAUGUCAGGGUAAACUGUCUGGAUGAGUAUGGCAUGACCCCUCUAAUGCACGCCGCAUAUAAGGGCAAGGCAGACAUGUGCAAACUGCUGCUGCAGCAUGGAGCAGACGUCAACUGCAACGAACAUGAACAUGGAUACACCGCACUCAUGUUUGCCGGACUCUCAGGAAAGACAGAUAUCACCUGGAUGAUGUUGGAUGCUGGAGCAGAGACGGAUGCAGUGAACUCAGUCGGCAGAACGGCAGCGCAAAUGGCUGCUUUUGUAGGGCAGCAUGAUUGUGUGACGGUCAUCAAUAACUUCUUCUCCCGGGCGAGGUUGGAUUACUACACAAAACCACAGGGGCUGGAAAAGGAACCAAAACUCCCUCCUAAACUUGCUGGACCGCUACACAAAAUUAUAAUGAGUACCAACCUCAACCCUUUAAAGAUAGUUAUGUUGGUGAAGGAAAACCCUCUGCUGAUGGAUGUGGAAGCACUUGAGAAGUGCCGCAAGGUUCUGGAGCUGAUCUGUGAGAAGUGCAUCAAACAGCAGGAGAUGAAUGAGGUGUUGGCUAUGAAGAUGCACUACCUCAGCUGUGUGCUGCAGAAAUGUGGGUCCUUCCUGAAAGAGCGACAGGACAAACUUGAUGGCCUAAUCAAGAGUCUUUUGAAAGGGCGAGACAGUGAUGGCUUCCUGGUAUUCCAGGAGAAGUUCAUUCGGGAGUGCAUUAGGAAAUUUCCAUACUGUGAUGCCACAUUACUGCAGCAGCUGGUCCGGAGUAUUGCUCCAGUGGAAAUUGGAAGUGACCCCACUGCUCUGUCAGUGCUCACGCAGGCCAUCACAGGACAGGUGGGUUUCAUGGACGCAGACUUCUGCACAACCUGUGGUGAGAAAGGAGCAGAGAAAAGAUGCUCCAUCUGCAAAAUGGUGAUCUACUGUGACCAGGCCUGUCAAAAGCUGCACUGGUUUAGCCAUAAAAAGGUCUGUAAGAUGUUACAGGAGCAGAGAGAGAAACACGAAGCUGAGUCUGCAUCACGACUACAGAAACAGGCCAAAGCUGAGGCUGAUCAAGCAUUGGAGGAGAUGACCGGCACUAUGGAGGAGCUCUCUGUCAGUCAGAGUGAGACCACCAGCUCCUCAGAUAACCAAACCCAAGAUGUUACCUCAGAGACAGUCUCUGUUACUGCAGACUGAAUCACAAAAUCAACUGAAUCAACCCAGCAACCAUCACCAUCACCAUCAUCUUCAUUGAAGACCCAUCUAAGACAAAAGAGAGCAGAUCUGUGAUGCCGCCCAGAGGUUCUGAAGGUUUCUUCAUAAUUCUCAUUCCGGAUGCUCUUCUGAAAGCACAUAACGUAGGGGAAAACCACCAAAAGCAUUUCCACACAAAUGCACAGGGAUGAAGGGUCUACAAGUGACAAAAUGUAGAUUUCUUUUUGUUUGAUUGUUUUAAAUAAUAUUUUUACAUUAUGUUGGAAAAAUCUAUGUAUUUAUGUAUGUGAAAAUCAUUUAUUGAGAGUCUUAUGUGUGAUGCAGGUUUUGCUUUAGGACAGAUAUUAUAAUAUAUUGCUGCAAGAUACUUAUGCCUUAAAAUAUUUAGUUUGUUCUUGUGGAAAAGGAUCAAAUCAAUAGAUGGCAGCAGCUUACUUGAGUUUUCAUAAAUCUGUAGCAUUUAUCUGAAUGCAACAGGUAUUUUUGGAGAUGCCUGAUAUUGAAAUACAAUAAAACGGUUUCACAAAUAAAAUAAAUCGAUUUUCCGUCCGCAAGUUACAGACUAAUAGAUCACAUGUUCUUUAAUGAACAUAUGUCAAAUAUUAGAUAGCACUCACAGUACAAAUAUUUCAGAAAACAUUAGUCGUGACAAUGUUUAUUGAGUUU
Messenger RNA from Onychostoma macrolepis, 2133 nucleotides. It is a transcript of the gene ankmy2a, whose product is annotated as ankyrin repeat and MYND domain containing 2a. Gene Ontology annotation, biological process: regulation of smoothened signaling pathway. The coding region runs from base 172 to 1449 and encodes 425 amino acids. The transcript is spliced from 11 exons. Gene Ontology annotation, molecular function: protein binding. The record is from RefSeq and is a predicted model, not a curated record. NCBI's taxonomy places the organism in Eukaryota, Metazoa, Chordata, Actinopteri, Cypriniformes, Cyprinidae.